GCUCUCUCCCAUCCCCCCAAGCCAGUACCUCUGCUGCGCAGCUCCCUUAGCGGUUGCCACCGCUGGAGACGGUUGGAAGAACCGUUGUGGGAGCUCUACCCGAGGCGGGCGACUUCUACUUCCUCACAGCCAGGCCCCGCGAGCACCGGAGUCGGCGCUACUGUCGCCCGACAGGGUAUCUGAAGUAAAAGGGGCAUUUAAAUCAAACGGUAUUGAGAUGGAUUGGGUUAUGAAACAUAAUGGUCCAAAUGACGCUAGUGAUGGGACAGUACGACUUCGUGGACUGCCAUUUGGUUGCAGCAAAGAGGAAAUAGUUCAGUUCUUUCAAGGGUUGGAAAUCGUGCCAAAUGGGAUAACAUUGACGAUGGACUACCAGGGGAGAAGCACAGGGGAGGCCUUCGUGCAGUUUGCUUCAAAGGAGAUAGCAGAAAAUGCUCUGGGGAAACACAAGGAAAGAAUAGGGCACAGGUAUAUUGAGAUCUUCAGAAGUAGCAGGAGUGAAAUCAAAGGAUUUUAUGAUCCACCAAGAAGAUUGCUGGGCCAGCGACCAGGACCAUAUGAUAGACCAAUAGGAGGAAGAGGGGGUUAUUAUGGAGCUGGGCGUGGAAGUAUGUAUGACAGAAUGCGACGAGGAGGUGAUGGAUAUGAUGGUGGUUAUGGAGGUUUUGAUGACUAUGGUGGCUAUAAUAAUUACGGCUAUGGAAAUGAUGGCUUUGAUGACAGAAUGAGAGAUGGAAGAGGUAUGGGAGGACAUGGUUAUGGUGGAGCUGGUGAUGCAAGUUCGGGUUUUCAUGGUGGUCAUUUUGUACAUAUGAGAGGACUGCCUUUUCGUGCAACUGAAAAUGAUAUUGCUAAUUUCUUCUCACCACUAAAUCCAAUCCGAGUGCAUAUUGAUAUUGGAGCUGAUGGCAGAGCAACAGGAGAAGCAGAUGUAGAGUUUGUGACACAUGAAGAUGCGGUAGCUGCCAUGUCUAAAGAUAAGAAUAACAUGCAACAUCGAUACAUUGAACUUUUCUUGAAUUCAACGCCUGGAGGCGGCUCUGGAAUGGGAGGUUCUGGAAUGGGAGGCUACGGCAGAGAUGGAAUGGAUAAUCAGGGAGGCUAUGGCUCUGUUGGAAGAAUGGGAAUGGGGAACAAUUACAGUGGAGGAUAUGGUACUCCUGAUGGCUUGGGUGGUUAUGGCCGUGGUGGUGGAGGCAGUGGCGGUUAUUAUGGGCAAGGUGGCAUGAGUGGAGGUGGAUGGCGUGGGAUGUACUAAAAGCAUAACCACACACAUAAAAGUCCUGACAACAGCAUCUGGUCUACUAGACUUUCUUACAGAAUUACUUUCUUUUGUAUUUUAAGAACUUUAUAAUGACUGAAGGAAUGUGUUUUCAAAAUAUUAUUUGGUAAAGCAACAGAUUGUGAUGGGAAAAUCUGUUUUCUGUAGGUUUUAUUUGUUGCAUACUUUGACUUAAAAAAAUAAAUUUUUAUAUUCAAACCACUGAUGUUGAUACUUUUUAUAUACUAGUUACUCCUGAGGAUGUGCUGCUUUCAUAAGAUUUGGGUUGAUGCAUUUUACUGUUAGCUUUAAAGAAGUAGUUUAGUGUAAUCUUGCAUAAACUACAAGUCUUAAUAAGCAGACAUCUGGAAUAGAGCUUGGAGAAUAAUUAGUGUUACUCUUUAAUUUCUCCUGGACAACACUGUAAAUAUAAAACCUAAAGAUGAGUUUAGGUGACUUCAGGAGUAUAAAUUCAGCUAAUUCUAUAUUUUCAGACAUUUAUCUGGCAUAGCUCUGAAACGUUAGAAAUCCAGGAGGUAUCUGGACUUAAAUGUAUAUUCAUAACUCUGUUACCUGCAGAUGAAACUGUUGGAAGUUUAGAUUCUAGCUCUAGACUUUAGAAGAAAUAAAUCCCCUCAGCACUUGACUGAAGUACCAAAAAAAUGUUUCCCAAAAGUGAUAGUUGUAAGUUCUUAAAAUGUCUUAGACUAGGUUAAGGUUCUCGGUGACAUGAGAUUCACAAGUACAAAGGUAUUUACCGUGGAGUAUAAUUCUCACAGGUGUAUUCAGUUUCCAGCCAAAUAGUUAAAAGCAUAUGGCUUUUUAAAUAACUGUAUAUAGAUGACUACUUUUUAAAAUGUAAGACACAAGUCUGUGUCUUGAGAGUCUUGAGAUUGGAUUUUGCAUCUAAUUUGUUUCGAGUUUUAGAGCCAUUGUAUUUAAUAAUUUUAUGUAGCAAGGAAAAAAGGUGCUUUACUUUUAAUCCCUUUGAUCAAUAUGGCUUUUCUUCCGAAUUGGCUAAUGGAUCAAAAUGAAACCUGUCAAUGUGAAUUCAGUUAUUGAACUUGUUACUUGUUUUUGCUAGAAAUGUUAUUAAUGUAAUAAAUGUCAGUG
Messenger RNA from Budorcas taxicolor (takin), 2374 nucleotides. RefSeq names its product heterogeneous nuclear ribonucleoprotein H3 (gene HNRNPH3). NCBI's taxonomy places the organism in Eukaryota, Metazoa, Chordata, Mammalia, Artiodactyla, Bovidae. Gene Ontology annotation, molecular function: RNA binding. Gene Ontology annotation, biological process: regulation of RNA splicing. The transcript is spliced from 10 exons. Gene Ontology annotation, cellular component: nucleoplasm; ribonucleoprotein complex. The coding region runs from base 218 to 1258 and encodes 346 amino acids. The record is from RefSeq and is a predicted model, not a curated record.